Molecule: messenger RNA, 5164 nt
Organism: Sclerotinia trifoliorum
Lineage: Eukaryota; Fungi; Ascomycota; Leotiomycetes; Helotiales; Sclerotiniaceae
Source: the annotation of a GenBank genome assembly
CUUACCUGCACCACCUGCGGCACCACAAAAACGAAAAAAAUAACCCCCACCACAACUACUACCACCACUUUAUUACCACCAUCACCUCCGCUACUACCACCACCCAUCACCACCCACCACCCUUCAGACGAUCCUAGUCGAACACGCAAAAAAUCCUUCCUACCAAAAAGUUCAUUAAAGAAUUCCUAAAUUGGCCACUCACAUCUGCGAUUAGCUACGAUCGAAUGCAAGAUCAUCCAGAUCCGACGUAUCAUUUAUAUUUACACAGGAUUUAAGAUUACUCAAAGGGAAAAAAAAAAUAUCAAGUUACGGGGCCUGGCGCAACCAAUUCGAUUUUCCCUUUCGGAAUCACCAUUUGCAGAAUAUACGACUCCCCAUACACCACCAUUCAUCCAUCCAGAAAUAUUGAAAGACAUGCGCUCAAUCACAUCUAUAUGGUAUAGUGUUCUCAAACCCGAGUUCAGCUAUUAGUUGAUCAUACGAAACCUGCGCCAUUGGGCAAUUUCAUUUCACUUCCCAAAAAGGGUUGAGGGUGAAUUCCGCUUACAAGAUGUCGUCUCUUAAUUCGAGUCCCAAUCCAACUCCUCCUACCUCAAGAGUUCCCGCACAACAGCAAUCUCCUCAUAUGUCUCCAUAUCCACAGAGAACAUCCUCUUUGAAUCGAAGACGUGGUAUAUCGCGUGUGCGGACCGAAUUCCUUCCUACCAUUACAUCCGCCCCUACCGUUCCAAUGUCGGCGUCCUCGGUCACAACCUCAAGCUCCGCACAAGCGUCGCCCAUCAUGUCACCCGAAACUAAUCAAGUUAUGACCAACAACUCCUCAUUACAAGUAUCCCCCGAAGGCCCUCGUGGGCGUGAACCUGAACAUCGCCUUCCCCCUUUCGACCCCCUCCCCGAUUCAAUAGUCUCAAGGAAACAUAGUCAAACCGCCAUGGCUGAGGCAUUCACGGGCAAUAGAUCGCAAGGUUUGAUGAGGAGGUUAUCGAACAAGAUCUCCAGACGACAAUCGACAACUAUAAGUCGGGACCAAAGUGCGGGACCAGUCAUGUUGCGACGCAGGAGUGACAGUACCAAUACAGCUCCAGAUUCCAGACACAACUUCUUCAACUCUGAUUCCGACGAAGAUGCCCACGAGGAUUGUAUCGAGUGGGUUGACUCUCCAUUGGGCAUCGAAGGUCUUCCCGGUGACUAUCCAAGCUCCAAUGCUUCAUUCGCUUGCUCUUCGACGAUGACUAGCGGCGGCGCUAAUGGAGGCCUCGCAUUUGGUCCCGUUAUACCUACCAUCCUUCUCCAGGGGACCACCAUGACCAAAAUCACAAAGAAGAAGAGAAAGUUUCUUACAUUUGUUCUAGAAGAUGAAGCUUGUAAGGUGUCGUGGGACAAGACGAGACCCGCAAAGAGCUUCCUCAUUGACAACAUCAAGGAAAUUCGACUCGGAUCUGACGCCCUGAACUAUCGUGAGGAAUUUAAAGUUGACCCUCAGGACGAACCUCGUUUCUUCUCCAUCUUGUACGUGGUACCCGACCACAAGUCGAAUGGACGCUCAACGAAAAUUAUGCACUUGAUCGCCCCUGAUGAACAAACUUUCGACCUUUGGACAACAACCUUGGAAGCUAUAUCGAAACAUAGAUAUGAAAACAUGUCAAGUCUUGUGGCCUUCAACGAAAAGGCAGUCAGGAACUAUUGGCGGGGCGAGAUGACGAAGCAAUUUUCCGAAAUACCUCAUGCCGAAGAUGAAGAGGCUCUUAACUUCGAGGGAGUCGAGCAGCUUUGCAAGAAUCUCCAUAUUAACACUUCUUCCAGAUUCCUGCGCGAGCGAUUUCACAAGGCGGAUGCUACAAAGUCAAAGAAAUUGAACUUUACCGAGUUUCAAGAAUUUGUGAAGCUGAUGAAACGCAGAGAAGAUGUUUCAGAAAUCUACAAAGAUCUUGCUUCCGAUGCUGCGAAAGGAGUCACACUCGAAGAAUUCAUCAAAUUUAUUGCCGUCGUCCAAGGGGAGAAUGUUGAAAAAGACCGAGCCAAAUGGGAAUCGAUUUUCGCGAAAUUUUCCCGUCGAUCAAGGUCACGAGAUCAGCCACUACAAGAUGGUGAGGCUGCACGGAUGAGUGAAGAAGCCCUUGCAACUUUCUUCACAUCCAUCCACAAUGUUCCUCUGGAGGCUAUGCCCGAAACAUUUCCCCUCGAUCGUCCUAUGCAUGAGUACUUCAUCUCUAGCUCUCACAAUACUUAUCUCAUGGGUCGACAGGUCGCUGGUGAAUCAAGUGUUGAGGCUUACAUAUCAGCUCUGAUCAAAGGUUGUCGAUGUGUAGAAAUUGAUUGUUGGGAUGGCAAAGAUGGGCGACCUAUUGUCAAUCACGGACAUACGAUGACCAGACCCAUCAUGUUUUCUGACGUCAUGUACACCAUCGCGAAAUAUGCCUUUGUCAAAUCUCACUUUCCGUUGUGGAUUUCUCUGGAGGUUCAUUGUAAUGAUGCCCAGCAGGCAGCUAUGGCUCAGAUCAUAAAGGACGCUUGCGGUUCUUUACUGGUCACAGAGCCUCUUGAUCCUUCGUCUCAGGAACUCCCUUCGCCUUCUCAAUUGCUGGAUCGAAUCUUGAUCAAGGUCAAGAAACCCAGAGUCGAUGAAACACCGGUCAAGGUCAAUGGUCGGUCUCGUGGGGGCAGCCUUAGCUCACCUCGCGUUUAUCCUACUCAGCUCGAUAAUUCAAGCAUUUCUAGUGGCUCCCUCCUGCCUACACCAAGUGCAACCUCAAGUGGAAGCAAUAUCAAGCAAAGCAUUCGAAGGACUGGAACUGAUGAGACUACAAGUAGCAGCAGUAGCGACAGUGAGGGAAACGAAGACAGACCUAAGGAUAAGCCCAAGACAAGCAAGAUUGUCAAAGUCCUUGGAGAGCUUGGUAUUUACAGUGCAGGUGUUAAAUUUCGUGGUUUCGAUGAUCCCGAGAGCAAGACCUACAAUCACAUCUUCUCCUUCAUGGAAUCUACGUUUGAUAGAAAUAGCAAGACUCAGGGUGAUCGCCGUGCGAUGACGAGGCAUAAUAUGAGAUUUCUCAUGAGAGUAUAUCCCAAUGGAUGGCGUGUCGCAUCUACUAAUUUCGAUCCGCUCAAAUAUUGGCGACGAAGUGUUCAGAUGGUUGCUCUCAAUUGGCAAACUCAUGAUCUCGGUAUGCAAAUGAAUGAUGCUAUGUUUGCAGGAGGCACUGAUCAAUCCGGUUACGUCCUUAAACCAAGCGAACUUCGAGAGAUUAAAAUGCUUCCCAGUGUUCCCGAGGAAGCAGGUGCCGAUCAUGUCAAGCGAGAGCGCAAGAAUGUUAACUUCUCGAUUGAUAUCAUCUCUGCUCAACAACUCAUGCGCCCAAAAGGUCUCCCGUCAAAUCGUUCUGUCGAUCCAUAUGUUGAAGUUGAAGUUUACCAUGCUGAUGACAAGAGCAAGGAAACUAAAGGGGUCAUUGGCGAAGGUGGUCUUGACGCUUCUGCUAAGGAUGGCUCUUCCGGUUUAGGGGCUCCUCACAAGCGUCGUACACACAUCGUCCAAGAGAAUGGCUUCAAUCCAGUUUUUAAUAAGAAGUUUAAUUUCGCUUUAACGACCAAAUUCCCAGAACUCGUGUUCGUUCGUUGGACUGUCAGAUGCUCCCCGGAUGGUCACAGUUACAAUGAUAAAUCUUUACCUUUGGCUACAUAUACCGCCAAACUCAGCAGCCUUAAACAAGGCUAUCGCACUUUACCUCUCUACGAUACAAACGGUGAUCAAUUCCUCUUCUCUACACUCUUCUGUCGCGUCAAAAUCGAUCCAGCUACAAGCAUCUAUGUCAAUGCCGAAGCAAAUGAAAGCGUCGGCGUACUAAAGAGUCUCGGUCGUACCGUCUUCAACCGAACACCUCUAUCACCAAAACCUCCUGUCGAUAGUGGUCAUCAAUGAUUCAAACUCACUUCAUCCUUCCACAAUAUUCGAUUCAUCUGUACAUUCUAUAUCAAUUGUAAUAUACUUCAUUUUGGGCGUUUGUAUCAAAAAGGCGAGGUGCCAUGCUGCGUUCCAUUUUCAUUGGAAAGAAACAGUCAUCGAUUCUCGGUUCAGUAAUUUCAAUUUUAUGUGGCGCGUCUGAGCGCCUUGAGAUUUUGAGCGAUCCAUUUUCGAUUUUGUUUCUUUUCGAGCGUUUCCAUUUCAGCGAGGCGCAAUUUUUAGGAGGGAUAAACAAAGGAUACCCCUUCAGCAUUCUGCGACUUGCAAUAUCACAGCACAGGGAUUGCGAUUUUCACUUCGAAUGGCGCGGGCAGCGUUAAUAUACAUAGGGCUGGGAAAUUAAAAGCAGCUCGCGCUGCGCGGUUUUGCUUGCGAUUGCAUUUUAAGGGGUCUGUCUGCAUACUCCAAACACUUUCGUGUGUAUGAUUUAUGUUCAUUACACCAAAAAAACAACUCCACUCAUUUAUUCAUAGAACUUUCUUUUGUUUUGUUCAAUAUCCGGCAACAUAGCAUGUAGCGGGCAUACUACUUUUGGCUUGUUUUUUGUUCCUUUGCAAAGGUUUACCCUCAGAUCAAAUGUUUCGCGGGUCGAGUUUUUCGGAAUGGUAUGGGAUUGGACUGGAUUGUACGGAAUGGAGCAUUGUAGGAGCGAGCAUAUACGAUUUUGCUGGACUGGCUCUAUGCGUUGUUUUGUUUCACUCCACUGGGAUCUUAUGAUUGGGAUACUUUUGGCGUUUUCAUAUCCUGGGAUGGAGGAACUUGUUUUUACUUUCUAGGCCUUUCUUGCAUUGAUGGAUGGGACACUUAUAUGACGGUCUGGCUCAUUGGACUCUACAAAGUGGGAGUUUUGUUUUUUGGUUGCAUACAUAUGGUAUACAAAUGUGGUGGUGACUGUGAUGGGCUGUGGUGAUGGUAUGAAGGAUCGCUUUAAAGAGCUUGAUCUUUGGCUGUACCUUUUAAGCUUUGAGCUUUUUUGAAAAGAAAUAUGGUGUAGCUUGGGAAAGAUGGAAGGGAUUUUCAUUGUUUGGCUGGUUAGCUGAUGAUAAAGUGGAUGGGUGGAAGCGUAUAGAAAGAGAGAUGAGUACAUGAAAAGAUGAGAAAUACAGAUGUAAGAACUGAGAUAGUUCAAGGGCAGGGAGGGGAGAGAUUGUGGACGAGAGAUAUAUAACAAUGAAGAUCUUCCUGAGCUAUAUAUAUUUUAGA